Molecule: messenger RNA, 1104 nt
Organism: Nelumbo nucifera (sacred lotus)
Lineage: Eukaryota; Viridiplantae; Streptophyta; Magnoliopsida; Proteales; Nelumbonaceae
Gene: SLD5
Product: DNA replication protein-like protein
Biological process (GO): DNA-templated DNA replication; double-strand break repair via break-induced replication
Cellular component (GO): GINS complex
Source: RefSeq, a predicted model, not a curated record
AAAAGCUGUUGACCAUCAAUCUCGUCAAUCAGACGAAUCUCGAGGCCAAGAGACUACGGAUGGUGUUAGAUUCACGCACAAGCUCGCUAUAUGUCAUUUCUGCGAGAUUUCUCUACACGUUUUUUACUUACGACUUUAAAUUUUUUAUUUUUAUUUUUAAUGUAAAUCGCUUUGGCUCCAAUUUGUUUUUCGUUUGGGGCGGGUGGUUCACCGUUUCAAUCUUGUUUUGUUUUAGGUUCUUCUGUUGAAUUCAAAUAUCGGAAGAAAUUUUUGAAAAGGAGGAGGAUGGCGUCCGGUUCAGAGCAGGGGUUAGAUACCGCGACCGAAGAUUACGAUUCGUUGAUUGCAACGACAGAUGUUGAGCUGUUGAAGCAGGCAUGGCGGAACGAAAAGGCCGCUCCGGAAAUUCUUCAGUUUCAGGCCAGUCUGAUACAGAGGUCUAGAGAACAAAUUCAAUUGAUGGAAGAUACUGUGGAGGAAUUUACUGAAAAUGGUACCGAUCCUUUAACAGUGUCUCUUUAUCAGAUGGACUUGGAUAGAACUCAGUUUCUACUGAGAUCGUAUCUUCGGAUCCGUCUUCAAAAGAUUGAGAAGUACAUGAUCCACAUCUCAAGAACCAAUGAAUUAUGGAACCGGCUUUCAGAACAGGAACAAAGGUUUGCUAAAAGGUGUACCGAUGACAUGGAAAAGCAUCUAAAACAAUCUGUUCUGUCACGAUUACCUUAUGGUUAUCAGUCCAUUCUAAAGCAAUCCAUAUCGAGUGAAGAAGAUGACAUGGUCCCAGAGCCUCAGUUGGACACAUUCGUCUUUUGCAAGAGCAAGGGAUCAGUGGGAGCUUUCCAGCUCGAUGACAGUGGGGAUGAGAUCGUGGACCUAGUUGGUGAUGAUCUAUAUGUGCUUCGUUACAAGUCGAUAAAAGCACUAGUGGAAAGAGGGCAAAUUGACCUUGUCUAAAACUAUUCGGAAUCUAAUUUCAUGUAUGUGCCAUUGCUGAUGAAUAUGUGUAACAGAUUGUUGGUGACAUUGUCAUGUCUUGAGAAUUCUUAUACUCCAAUUGUCCAUUUUUCAUCCAUGGUAACUGGUAAUUAAACGGUACUUUGUUCA